This is a messenger RNA of Trichophyton benhamiae CBS 112371, 1425 nucleotides long. RefSeq lists its product as uncharacterized. Lineage: Eukaryota; Fungi; Ascomycota; Eurotiomycetes; Onygenales; Arthrodermataceae. The record is from RefSeq and is a predicted model, not a curated record. The coding region runs from base 1 to 1425 and encodes 474 amino acids. The transcript is spliced from 3 exons.
AUGUCCGCCUCCUCCCUGAACCUCGCCAGGACACGGUCAACCAGCGCUGGGCGUGAUGGUCUCCCUUCCGCACGUCCAGCUCGCCCGCCGCUCCAGAACCGAACAUACUCGGCCCCCGUGGGCAAGCUGCACCUCCAGGCCGGCCGCUCGGGCAAGCAGGACGCCGCUGGGUUUACGGCAAUCGCAGAGAACGAGGCGACGAUGACGGGUCAGGAACCCGAAGACAAGGAGAAGGAGAAGGACAGCUCGGAGGAGGCUGCUACGUCUGGACACCAGCUGCCGCAGGUGAAUCUAGCAGUGGUGGGAGCUGCGGGCGUGGGCAAGUCGACGUUUGUCAAGUGCGCGCUCGACCUGAAGCAGACGCCGCUGGUUCGGUCCUCGAUCAAGAAGAUGUCCAUGGACGGAGCUAUCUACGUGGUCCGGCUGCUGGAAAUCGCCAUCCACAAGAUCACCCUGGACGACCGCGGCCGCAUCGUGUGGCCCAAGUGUCUGGGCGAGCAGGCGCUGCCUCCCAUCGACGGGGUUCUCUGCCUCUUCGAUUCGACCGAUCUCCGCAGCGUGUCCCAGUACCCACAGGUCCUUGUCAGCGCUGCUGGUACAACUGCUGAACGGACGGAAAUAUUAGAUGCCCUUCGGAAGUCGACCAACAUCCCUUUCCUCGUGAUAGCCUGCAAAUGCGAUGGCCCUCAGAACGAAUCCCAGCAGGACCCUUUAACCCUAGUGCAAGCAUGCCGGUCUCUACUGGGGUUGAAGGUGCAGAGAAUCUCGGCCAGCCAUCCAGAAUCCCACAAGAAGUGCAUCUCAACCAUCCUACGAGCCAUCAUCAUGCGUAGUGCUGGUAUGUCCAGUCCUCUCUCUUCUUCCCCCACCUUCACCUUCUCUUCUUCUCCUGCUCUGCUUGUCGACUGUUUGUCCCGCCCCUUUUGUGUAUGUGUGUCUGGGAAGAAGAAAAGAAACAAACACCCAUCACUAUGGACGGUAUUGGACCCCGUCUUCCCUCUCUCUCCAAUUCACCACGAGCCAGACACAGCCUGGAAGGUGAACAUUCCAACCAAAGGGCGUCUGCCUCUGCCUCUGCCUGCCCGCCCUCCGUUUGUUCUGGCUCCCCUCGGGGCUUUUGCUGCUUCAUCCCCCCUGUCUAUCACGCUAAACUCGCUCCCGGCUUUCUCCACCCACGCCUCGCACCGCCCAAAAAGAAAAGAAAAGAAGAAAAAAAGCGAAGACGAGGAAAGACGACGAGGCAGGAGAAGAAGAACUCUGCGCUAUCCCCCUGCUCUGGCUCCUAUGAAUUCGAGUUUGCCGGCCAGAGUCGAGCCUUUAGUCCUUCUGCUCGUCUUCUUCUUCCUUUUUUUUACUCUUUCCAUCCCCCCCUGUUCUGGUUGCGGCCGACUUUUUCACCACCUCCCCUUUCUUCUCCAAGCAUGA